This is a messenger RNA of Cuscuta europaea, 853 nucleotides long. NCBI's taxonomy places the organism in Eukaryota, Viridiplantae, Streptophyta, Magnoliopsida, Solanales, Convolvulaceae. The record is from the annotation of a GenBank genome assembly.
AUACACUGGUCAUGGAGUCCAGACAAAUCAACUCUUCCUGACUUUACCCUCUCAUUUUGGUGGGUUAACAAACAUUUCCAUCACUACCGAAUUUCCAGAUCUCUCUCCGCCUAAUCCUCCAUGUCCGAAACUCAGCAACGAUUCCGCGGCGUCCGGCAACGGCGUAUGGGAUGGACCGCCGAAAUUCGCCACCCUCUUCUGAAGAACAAAAUAUGCAUAGGAACCUACCAAAAAGCAGAGGAUGCGGCGAGGGCGUACGACGAAGCUGCGAGGCUGAUACGAGGAGAAAAGGCGAAACAGAAUUUCCCUUACGAAGCCGCUAGUGAUGAUCCGGAAUCUUCUUCGUCGGUGAAGUUCCUUUCUGCUAAUCUGAUUGCUAAAAUUGAAAGGUGUCAAAAGGCAUCGGUCGAUCUCGCUAAAAGUCUCGCCGGUGCGUCCAGUGGCCAAAAGUAUCAAUCGCCGGCUGUUUGCAGCGGAGUUGGAGUUUCGGAGAAGAAGACCGAGCGAAGUGGCGGCGGCGGCGGCAUCGAUCUGCCGGAGAGUUCAGUGGGAUGUCAAGGUCACUGACUCGCAUGUGUGUGGACAAUAAUUGAUCAAGGCUUAGGCUCGUUUAUUGCAUUUCUCGGGAGUUUUAGCCGGCUUAUUAUUUAGUCAGAUUGGAAUUAUAGUUCAAUUUACGUCCUUAUGAUGUACCGUUCGGUAGUCAGAUUGGAAUUAUAGUUCAAUUUACGUCCUUAUGACGUACCGUUCGGACGGGAUGUCAUCUUUUUUUUCAUUGUUGUCCUCCAAUAUUAUGCUAGAAACACUUUUGGUAAAUAUGAGCAUAAGUUAAUGAUAGAAAUGUCUCUAACAC